UAAAGAGCUGAUUACCGAAGAAAAAUACAGAAGAAGAAAAGCUGACGUAAUAUGCUCUGCGACAUAAACACCGUGCAUGUAGCACGUAGCACAGAUACUUUGUUGGCUCGUAUUGCUGGCUGCGAGAUUGAAACAUCAAUAUGACAAUGUGACAGCCAGGCCGGUGUCGGUGAACUUUCGGAGCAGGAGGGCAGGCGGAGGUUUCGGAGCUCGCGGUCGGCGGCAUUCGUUGUUCGGGAUGGAGACCUGGACCCCCAAUCCCCGAGCCAAGCCUUUCAUCCCCCGCCAACAAAGAAGCUGGUACCUCACCUGGAAGUACAAACUAACCAACAAGAGGACAAUUCGUCGGUUCUGUCAGGCUGGUGCUGUGCUGUUUCUGCUGAUAACUGUCAUAGUGAACAUUAAACUCAUCUUGGACACGAGACGAGUAGCUAAUGAAGAAGCAGCAGCUCAGGAAUAUGAAGACGCAAUACCCAACAUGGAGACACCACGCAGGGCCGCUAAUGGUCGCAAGGUGCUGGACAUUGAGGUGUACUCAAGCCGCUCCAAAGUCUACGUAGCAGUGGACGGCACCACGGUGUUGGAGGAUGACAUGCGGGAGCAGGGAAGAGGCAUCCACGUGAUUGUUCUCAACCAGGCGACUGGUCAUGUGAUGGCUAAGAGGAUAUUUGACACCUACUCUCCUCAUGAGGAUGAAGCCAUGAUCCUCUUCCUCAACAUGGUGACGCGGGGUCGAGUCCUCAUCUUCACCAUAAAGGAUGAGGGAACGUUCCACCUGAAGGAUGCUGCGAAGAACCUGCUGAAGAGUCUGGGAAGCCAGGUGUCCCUCAGCCUCAGCUGGAGGGAUAUGUGGACUCUGGUGGUGAAGAAAGGAGGUCAGGUGUAUGGAGAGAAACACUCCAAGUCUCCAGCUCUGUCCACCUGGGGGGACCCAGUGCUGCUGAAGACCGAGGUACAGCUCACCGCCUCUGAAGAGGCAGAGUGUCACUGGGCCGACACAGAGCUGAAUAGGAGGAGGAAGAUCUUCUGCAGCAAAGUGGAAGGAUACGGCAGCAUCUGCAGCUGCAAAGACCCGGCACCCAUUGAAUUCAACCCUGACCCUCUGCCUGUGAAUAAUGUCUUCAGUGUCCCAGUGGCCGUCAUAGCAGGGAACAGACCCAACUAUCUCUACAGGAUGCUGAGGUCACUUCUUUCAGCUCAUGGUGUCAACCCACAGAUGAUCACAGUCUUUAUUGAUGGAUAUUAUGAGGAGCCCAUGGACGUGGUAGAGCUGUUCGGUCUGAAAGGAGUUCAGCACACGCCUAUCAGCAUCAAGAAUGCCAGAGUGUCUCAGCACUACAAGGCCAGUCUGACUGCAACCUUCAACCUCCACCCAGAGGCAAACUUUGCCAUUGUCCUAGAAGAAGACUUGGAUAUCUCCAUCGACUUUUUCAGUUUUCUGAGUCAGACCAUCCACCUGCUGGAUGAGGAUGACAGCCUGUACUGUAUCUCAGCCUGGAACGAUCAGGGCUAUGAACACACCGCAGAGGACCCAGCCCUGCUCUACAGAGUGGAGAGUAUGCCCGGACUGGGCUGGGUGCUGAAGAAGAGCCUCUACAAGGACGAACUGGAGCCAAAGUGGCCAACACCUGAGAAGCUGUGGGACUGGGACAUGUGGAUGCGAAUGCCGGAGCAGAGGAAAGACCGAGAAUGUGUUAUACCCGACGUGUCGCGAUCUUACCACUUCGGCAUCAUCGGCCUCAAUAUGAAUGGCUAUUUUCACGAGGUCUAUUUCAAGAAACACAAGUUCAACACUGUUCCCAAUGUGCAACUGAGAAGCGUUGACAGCUUAAAGAAAGAUUCUUAUGAAGUGGAGAUCCAGAACCUGCUGAAGGAAGCGGAGGUGCUGGACCACACUAAGAAUCCGUGUGAGGACUCAUUUCUGCCAGACUCUGAGGGAAAGACCUAUGUCAUGUUUAUUAAGAUGGAGUCAGAGACGGACAUAUCCACCUGGACUGAACUCGCCAAGUGCCUCCAUGUCUGGGACCUGGAUGUUCGGGGAUACCACAGGGGCCUGUGGCGACUCUUCAGAAAAAGGAAUCAUGUCUUGGUGGUAGCUGUGCCUAUCUCUCCGUACUCGGUGAAGAAACCAGUCAGUGUUAUUCCCAUUCACUUAGAGCCUCCACCCAAAGAGGAGGGAGCAGUGGUGGAGCAGAUGUAGACUGGAUGUUACACUUAACCACACUUCAACCAGGCCUUGAGUCUUCUCUGUGUCCAGCAGUCCAGUCUGAGGCAGACAAACACUACAAACCUGACUCUUUCUCCAUGUUGAACUAGGGGACAGCUGGGAAUUGAAGUCCUAAUUUUCUUUCUCUUCCUUUUUUCAAUGAAAAAGGGAUUGACAAACUGCUCUGCGAAAUCUGUCCAACAGCCUGAGGAGGGCAUGAUGCUAAAUCCAGUGUCUGUUAAAUGUGACUCCACAACCAAAACAAUAUUUCAUUGUCAGCAGCUGUCUUUCUUUUUCCAUGACAACUACAGGAUGAUUUAGGGUCUGUUGAAUUUCAGUUCAAGCAGCAAACAACUGACGCUCACCACAGCCAGUUUCCAUGUAGGUUGUUUUCACUUUGACCACUUUGUGUACAUACGUUUUAACUUAUCUCUAUUUAUUUUACAUCUGCUAGUCAAAGAUCACUUUUGUGGUUUGUUUACAUUUUUUCAAAAGAUCCACUUUUAUCAAGAUAAACUCAUUUAUAAGAGCCUAACAGAUAAUGAGUAUACCCAUAUAAUGUAUAUACAUGCCUAUAUAUUUUUUGAUGAAAGACAAUAGGGGAUCAGUGUAUUUUUCAGGAUUGAGUUUGAGCGUUUUUGUUGCGGUUGUUUUUUUUUCUAUUGUUGACAGUUUGGGUCAGUUGAUUUGGAAAAACUCGAUGGUAGCUGAAAGAGAAAACAAAUAUAUUAAAUAUUUAGUAACAUACAGUUAGAAACGGCAAAAACACCAAUACUUUAUAUGUAUUCUGAUUUCCACUGAUAGAGGGAAAAAAGUACAAAGAGAAGAGACAUUUCCUGUUAAUUUUUUUUUUUUUUUUACAUCUUUGAUUGAAUUUUAACUCAAUGUAAUGUAAAACAAACAAAAAAAAACCUGCACCAGGAAAUUGUU
This is a messenger RNA of Scatophagus argus, 3136 nucleotides long. It is a transcript of the gene pomgnt1, whose product is annotated as protein O-linked mannose N-acetylglucosaminyltransferase 1 (beta 1,2-). Gene Ontology annotation, molecular function: beta-1,3-galactosyl-O-glycosyl-glycoprotein beta-1,3-N-acetylglucosaminyltransferase activity. Gene Ontology annotation, cellular component: Golgi membrane. NCBI's taxonomy places the organism in Eukaryota, Metazoa, Chordata, Actinopteri, Scatophagidae. The record is from RefSeq and is a predicted model, not a curated record. Gene Ontology annotation, biological process: protein O-linked glycosylation via N-acetylgalactosamine. The transcript has 22 exons. The coding region runs from base 239 to 2200 and encodes 653 amino acids.